UUUCGCGACAUGGCUGCCCAAGGGGUGCAAGGUUCACUGUCAGAAGUCCCCGAGGGCGUCGGCAGAAAGAACAAGAGACAGAGACGGCAUCGGAACCCCGGAUGUUGCAGUGAUGGGCGUAUCGAGGGGGCUAUCUCAUUCAUGGGCAGGGCAGCUUGAAACAUGGACUGGUGGGAGGCAUGACGACGGGCGCCCGAGCUCUCUGACGGCAACCUUGCCCGGAUGAUGCGUCUGAUAUCGGUUCAGUGCAUAGAUGGAAAACAAGUAACGCGAAUAUGCGGGAGUCUGUUUCUUCGUACAAGAAUGACUUGUUCGUGUGAAGUUGAAUUAUCGUUAAAAAAGGCGGUUGUCUGCACCGAAACCUUCACAGUAAGAGGAUUGCUCGAAAAGGGGACUGAGUUGCAGGCGAGCGGCGAACGAGCCAGGCGAUUGCGGGACAUCAGAAGUCAAUCGGUGGCGGGACAUUCCAUCACCUUACGGGUACUUAGGUACCUACGGAAUGUUAGCGUUGUGGCAUUGGAAGGAAGGAAGGAGCCACGAAGCCACCUCAUCCCUCCCAAAAUCAACUUUCAGCACAUCCGAUUGCGUAGCCCAAGGAAGUAUGUCGCUGCAAGUUCCCGUCAGGUAGCAGAUAGACAGACAUUUGGGCAAGUACCGCCAAUGUACCGUGGAGUCGAUGCGGGACCGAGAUGUUAGACUCGCUCAAGAUUGAAUUGCGUGAAAGACCAGAAUCGACAAUUACUUCUGACAAAAAAAACAUGGGAA
Messenger RNA from Colletotrichum phormii, 765 nucleotides. RefSeq lists its product as uncharacterized. Bases 223 to 696 code for a protein of 157 amino acids. Lineage: Eukaryota; Fungi; Ascomycota; Sordariomycetes; Glomerellales; Glomerellaceae. The transcript has a single exon. The record is from RefSeq and is a predicted model, not a curated record.